Molecule: messenger RNA, 930 nt
Organism: Naegleria lovaniensis
Lineage: Eukaryota; Heterolobosea; Eutetramitea; Acrasida; Naegleriidae
Exons: 1
Coding region: 1-930 (309 amino acids)
Source: RefSeq, a predicted model, not a curated record
AUGGAGGUCUAUUUGGAACGAUCUUCGGAUCAAGCUGCUCGGACACAACAACCACUGAAACGGGCUCUCAUUGUUUACUCAUCCUCGGAUCCAGAAAUUUUCAUGAAGAUUGUUUAUGAAAAGUUUUCAAGUUUUGUAGCGACCACACAGAAUUCGGAAAGACAAGCAAAAUCAGAUAUAGCCUAUUCAUACACGCCAGAAAAAUUAUGCUUUUUGAGUGGACUUGAUCGGGUUGAAUAUCAUCAAUUUGCUACAUCAUAUGUUGAUUUGAUUGGAAGACAUGAUUUAUUGAUAUUUACUUUAUAUUCUGGAGGUGAUUGGCAAGCUCAUAAUUCAUCAAGUGGAUUAGAACAAUAUUUACUGAAUGAAAUUGAAUCAAGGAGAGUGAGUGUGUUGUUUUUAAGAGGAAGUCAUGGUAGUGCUCCUUCUAAACUUGGAUUUGUGAAAGCUUCUGUCAAGUCAGGUUAUGUAGAUUUUGUACAAGGCACUACAGCCAUCAAUCUUCAGGAAAUGAAUGAAUUGAGUUUAAAAAGUUCAAAUAUUGCAGCAUUCAUGAAUGAAAAUGCGCAAUAUUUUAAAAAGGAGGCUAAUACUACUUGCUGUGACUUGGAAGACUGUUAUUUGUGUGGAAUAAUGGAAACAUCGCUGGUAGAUUUGAAGAAAUGGCAUGUUUUGAUGAAAUCUGCUCAUCAUCCUAAACAAUUAUCUUUACUUGUUCACAAAGAUUACAAGGUGAUGUUUACUCCAUGGUAUGGUUGUUCACACAAAAAUCAGGUGUCACAUGAUAUUGUCUUAUACUUUUGCAGAUAUUUACUCUAUGACGCAUUUCAAUCCUCCGAAUCCACAAUGAAAACGAGACUGCUGAACCAACUUUUAAACCUUCCUCAAUUUUGGGAUAUUAAUGUUCGAACCCAUGUAGGGUUCGAAUAA